Messenger RNA from Orycteropus afer afer, 1350 nucleotides. RefSeq names its product differentially expressed in FDCP 8 homolog (gene DEF8). NCBI's taxonomy places the organism in Eukaryota, Metazoa, Chordata, Mammalia, Tubulidentata, Orycteropodidae. The transcript has 11 exons. The record is from RefSeq and is a predicted model, not a curated record. The coding region runs from base 7 to 1350 and encodes 447 amino acids.
GAUGCUAUGGAAUAUGAUGAGAAGCUGGCCCGGUUCCGGCAGGCCCACCUCAACCCCUUCAACAAGCAGCAGCAUGAACAGGGGUCUGGUGAGGAGACCCCAGACCGCGAUACGGAAGAAGCCCCACCAGAGCUGUCCCCCUCAGAGCCUGAAUUCCACUGCCCUGAGUGUGUGAUGGAUCUCGGCCUGUCUGAGGACCACUUCUCCCGACCCGUGGGCCUGUUCCUGGCCUCGGAUGUGCAGCAGCUGCGUCGGGCCAUCGAGCAGUGCAAGCAGGUGAUCCUGGAGCUGCCUGAGCAGUCGGAGAAGCAGAAGGAUGCCGUGGUGCGGCUCAUCCACUUGCGGCUGAAGCUCCAGGAGCUGAAGGACCCCAGUGAGGAUGAGCCCAAUAUCCGAGUCCUCCUGGAGCACCGAUUCUACAAGGAGAAGAGCAAAAGUGUCAAACAGACCUGUGACAAGUGUAACACCAUCAUCUGGGGGCUCAUCCAGACGUGGUACACCUGCACAGGGUGUUAUUACCGUUGUCACAGCAAGUGCCUGAACCUCAUCUCCAAGCCCUGUGUCCGUUCCAAAGUCAGCCACCAAGCUGAGUACGAGCUGAACAUCUGUCCCGAGAUGGGGCUGGACAGCCAGGACUACCGCUGUGCUGAGUGCCGGGCACCCAUCUCUCUGCGGGGUGUGCCCAGUGAGGCCCGGCAGUGUGACUACACUGGCCAGUACUACUGCAGCCACUGCCACUGGAAUGAUCUGGCUGUCAUCCCCGCUCGCGUGAUCCACAACUGGGACUUUGAGCCUCGGAAGGUGUCCCGCUGCAGCAUGCGUUACCUGGCCCUGAUGGUGUCAAGGCCCGUCCUGCGCCUCCGUGAGAUCAACCCUCUGCUGUUCAACUACGUGGAGGAGCUUGUGGAGAUCCGGAAGCUACGGCAGGACAUCCUGCUUAUGAAACCAUACUUCAUCACGUGCAAGGAGGCCAUGGAGUCACGUCUGCUUCUGCAGCUUCAGGACCGGCAGCAUUUUGUGGAGAACGACGAGAUGUACUCGGUCCAGGACCUGGUGGAUGUACACAUGGGCCGCCUCAGCUGCUCACUGACGGAAAUCCACACUCUCUUCGCCAAGCACAUCAAGCUGGACUGUGAGCGGUGCCAGGCCAAGGGCUUCGUGUGUGAGCUGUGCAGAGAAGGCGACGUGCUGUUCCCGUUUGACAGCCACACCUCCGUGUGCACAGACUGCUCUGCUGUCUUCCACAGGGACUGCUACUAUGACAACUCAACCACGUGCCCAAAAUGUGCCCGCCUGACCCUGCGCAAGCGGUCACUCUUCCAGGAGCCCAGCUUGGAUGUGGAUGCCUAG